AUGGACGCCAGGACACAUAAAAAAGACGACAGCGGCAGCAAGAUCAGCACAGAGGCUGGUCCUCCUGGUGCAGGAACACCCACUGGAGCUGAAGGGGUUUCUGCACCUGUUGAUUGGACAGCUCUCAUAGCAGACGACCUUCCUCGACCAUUCGAUGUUGUCAGCAGCGACCUCGCAGCUCUUGGGGCCUUGUCGAUUGAGGAUUUUUUGUCCAAUACGGCGACUUCGACAGCUGCGAUGGACGUGGCAUUUUAUGUCCAGCUACCUGAGCCACCCCCUUCACCUGAAAAGGAGAAACAGACAGACGAGGAGAAAGCGGAGGGGGAAGAUGAUGCAGUCAGCGAAGAGGCGAAAGAAAAGGACAAAGAGAGGGAGAGCUGGAAGGGGAUGCUCACCUCACUUUUGCACGCCAGCCACCGAGUCUUUGGUUCUGGGGACUGCUUGAAGUUUGAAUACCUGGAGGAAGACCCCAAGAGUAAACAGUGCAUUCUAACUAUAACACGUCCGAACGGUGCUACGCGUUCAUACAAGUCGGAGUCUGGCUUUUCACGCAGAGGAGGCGCGAAGGCCCAAGCCGCAAAAAUUGCUGUCGAUAUGGGUGCGAUCGACUUCAUCAUGUCUGGCGAUUCAGACGCUUUGAAGGCGAAGAAGGGGCUGCUCCUCAAUCCCUUCGAUGUCGAAAUCGAUAACAUGGAUUCGACAGAGGCCUUGCCCGGGAUGCCCAAGUACACGCCUGAGGAGGAACCGCUAAAGAUUAUCGAGGAAUGCUGCACGGAGUGGAGGGCAGACAAGGGUCGCACAUCUUCCGGGCCUACUCUCGUUGACCCGAUCCACAGCAACAAUCGAGCUGCUAAGCUGGCGUGUGCACGGUCUGCAAUCGAGGAAGGCGUCAUCGAUUUCAUCAAGUAUGGCAACGGGCAGACCGAACCUCCCAAGCCUAUCGACGACGGAUUGGACGAAAACCACAAUGUGGCUCGAGAAUACACCCCUCCUCCGCCUCCGAAGGGAAUCACGCUGCAGGAAUUCUAUGAAACCCUGCCUCGUCCCUUCCCAGAAGAUGUUGGAGAUUCGUCAGCUAACGAGAUCAAUGCGCCGGGCUGGCUGAACGUCAUUCUACAAUCAGCACGAGGGGGGCGGUUGGUUUCCGCCUUUACGCCUGUCGUGGACACCGCCCGACAUCUCCAUGGAUGCAUUUUACGAGUCCAACGCCCUAGCGAGACAAGGACCUACCUAGUCGACCCACAGUUUCCGAAGCGUUCGGACGCCAAAUCAGCUGUGUGCCUCCUCGGCAUGUCACAAGGACUUGGUGAUUACAUUCGCGGAUUGAAGGAAGAGGCGGAGAACAAGCUUCCGCCUGAUAGACGCAAACUCGCCAACGAAAAGCUCCUUCAAGUUACCGCGGCUGAGUGUGGCAAGGUUCGGCCUGGUAACCGACCUGCAUUCAGCUAUACUUCGGAACGAGAUGCUUUUGGCUGCACCCUCAAAGUCGAUAUAUCGGCAAACUCCGCUGAGCCCGACGUACGCGAGUAUUCGGUUGGCACGGAGUACAGAACGAAGGCCGAUGCAAAGGCCGCCGUGGUAUGUCUCGCCGCUGAGCAAGGGCUGAUUGAUCUCCUGCGCUUCAGAGGCGCACCUCCUCCAGCCGACUACGUACCCUUCUGGGAAGCCCAGGUGAACGGCGAUGGUGAUAACUAUAUCGCUAAGCGCAAGGAGCCUGAGCGAGACGUCGAUGGAGAGGGUCGAGAUCGCAAGAAGCGUCGUAAGGGCGUCAAAGAUGGCGCUACUGAGCUAGGUGAAGUAGGUGAUGUGAAGCCGAAUGUGAAUGGGCUGCGUGUGGGUGGCAAGUCUCUGCCUGACAUCCCCUCCUCGCUCCCGCGCAAACCCAACUUCGUGCCCAAUUUCAACCCGAGCACUAACUCUGCUAGCGGUGGCAGCUACCGUGGUGGUAACAACAACAAUUCUGGGUUUAAGUCGAACCAGCAUUGGAAGAAGCCUCCUGCGACUGGAUCCAGCGGCCUUGGGCCACCCAACGCGUAUGCUUCUGGGCCGCGUACGGGUGGUGAAGGCCGAGCUGGAAACAGAACCGGGUCUUCGUCUUACCAUCCGCCGUCUCCUGAUCACCCAUCUGCUCAUCGGCCUCCGGCUGGAGGGCAGAAAGAUUACUAUCCUCCUCCAAGCAGCUCGUCUUCCGGACAUGUCUCGUCGUCGUCGUAUCCUCCCUAUGAUGACCGCGCAGGUUAUGGAUCUGCACCAUACCAUUCUGGUUCUUCGUACUCGCAGCAUCCUGAACACUCGUAUCCUCAGCGUUAUGACUCGUAUCCUCCGUAUUCGCAAGCCGAUUCGUCAUACUAUGGUCCAGAUCCAGGCCCAACUUACUCUCAGCCUCCAGGUCCAUCUUAUCCGCCACCCUCCGGCCCUUCAUAUCCUCCUCCAGAUCCUUAUGGUCACUCGUAUCCAGCAUACCCUCCUCCCUCUCAGUACCCCAACCCUCCUUACCAUGCUGCGCCUGCGCCCCCGUCUCAUCAUUACCCAGCGUACUACCCUCCGGCUCCGUCUGCCCCUCCAACCCCUCCUCACACGUCUUACUACUCCUAUCCCUCUCAGCAGUAUUAUCCAAAUGGUGCCUACCCUCCAAACUACGAAUAUCAACCGCCGCCGCCGGUUCCGUACUCUUCUCCGCCUCCUCCUCCUCCUGCUCCAGCUCCAGUAGCGUACCACUCUCUUGGCGCCCCUCCAGGUCAGUACUCUCCAAGGUUCCGCUCGCCGAGGUCUCCGAGGUCUCCUCCGCACGCACCGGACUAUCCGCCUUACCGCGAGCCGCCGUACGACUCCCAUGAUGUCAAUUGGUCAGCAAACCAUAGACGACGGCAUACAACCAUGGGAGACUCUCACCCACAAGGACGGCUGCAUGGCGGACAUCAUGACAACCGGCAACACAAUGGCUAUGAGCGGACUCAAGAAGGUGGAGGUAACCGGCGACAUCCCGACUCAAACCAGCACCCAGGUAGCACGAAUGCAAAUGGAAACUACAACUCUCAAGGUCGUCGGUUUCAAGAACGGAGAAGGAUGAGUGAAGGCGUUAGAGCUCCUCAUCCUUCGAGAGGGCCGAAUUCCAACCAAAAUGGGCCCGGGCCACAACAAGGGGAAGAAUCGGUGAAGGAGGAAAGCAUCGAAGAGCCCUUGAUUGUUCUUCCUCCUUCAGGUCCGACCUCGGGCACAGCGUCUAGAGACAAUGGUCAACCGACGUCCAAGUCAAAUCUCGAUAUCCUGUUUGAAUUCUGCCGGAAGGAAGGCCUGCCGAAACCCCGGUUUAUGUGCGAGCAAGUCGAGGACAAGGACGGCGCGAAAAAAUACAAGGUGUGGGCUGAGAAGGACGAUCAGCGCCUUGAGUUACAGACCCUCUUCUCGUCGUUCGAGGAAGGCCAGGAGAGGCUGUCGAAGCGGGUAUUGCAGUGGGAACGCUCAAAGAUGAAACAGCGCACUUAA
Messenger RNA from Cyclocybe aegerita, 3486 nucleotides. Lineage: Eukaryota; Fungi; Basidiomycota; Agaricomycetes; Agaricales; Hemipholiotaceae. The record is from the annotation of a GenBank genome assembly.